Molecule: messenger RNA, 2972 nt
Organism: [Candida] anglica
Lineage: Eukaryota; Fungi; Ascomycota; Pichiomycetes; Serinales; Debaryomycetaceae
Source: the annotation of a GenBank genome assembly
AAUCACCGUCAAUCACAAGAAUCUGUUUGUUGAAUAACAUUAGAAUAGAAUUGAUCUAGAUAGUUACAAUUAGUGCGAUGAAAACGAGUAUUCUUUCAGUACCCCGGAAGAAAACAGAAGAGGUUUCAUGGAUAAAACCAUUGAACAACUAUCUCCUUUCAAUUUAUGGUAACACUUCUGAAUAUCAAGAUGAUUUGGCAAUCUUAAAUAAAACAAGAGAGGAUUUACGAGGAGUAUCGGCCGAGAAUUCUGGCGUACAAUUGUAUUACAGAUACUACAGUCAACUAGAGCUACUUGAUUUGAGGGUUGCAUUUGCAAGUAUGAAUAAGCAUAAGAAGGUUUGCUUUGAGUGGUUCGAUGCAUUCCAACCAUCUGUAAGCUACAAGCAAUAUGCUCUCCCAUUUGAAAAGGCAGGAAUUUUGUUCAAUUUAGGGGCGAUUCUUCUGGAGGCUGCUACCAAGAAAUACCGCGAGAGUGAAAAUGGAGCUGAUAAAGAUGAUUUGUUGAAAGAUUCACUUUUGUAUCUUCAACAAGCUGCCGGAGUUUACCAAUUCCUUAGUGAAAACUUUUUACAUGCCCCAUCUAAUGAUUUAGGUCAGCCCACUGUGAAAUAUUUGGUUCAAUUGAUGUUGGCACAGGCCCUGGAAGUGUUUGCAUUGAAGGUUAUAAGUGGAGACUUAGAUCAACUGAAAAAUUCUUUGAUAUCGAAAUUAUGUAAAGGAUGUUCGAUACAUUAUGAAGAGUGUGUGAAACUCAUCAAGCAAGGAAAUGGAGGCAGUGGUAAGGUUCUGGGAGAUCCACAUGAGUUUUUGGAUGAUGAUUAUGAUUUAGAUGCAAAGAGUGACGAGAAUGAUGACGGAGAAAUUGAUGGAGAUGAUGGUGCUUUACUUGAUGAAGACACAGUCAAGAUUGCACAAUUGGAUCCAUCAUGGCCAUCAAUGAUGAAGUUCAAACAAUUGUAUUAUUUGUCAUUGGCUUAUUAUUUCCAAGGACUUCAAUUGGAAUCUACCAAGAAGUAUGGACAAUCAAUUGCUCAUUUGCAAAAAUCGGUGGAAAUUCUUGAAGAGAUUUCUCAAGAUACACUUCGUACCAUAUCUCGUGGUAAGGCUGGCUCCGUGUAUGAUUUAUUGGAUAAUUAUAAAUAUCAAAAGGAUGCAGUUGCCAUUAAAUUAUCAGAGUUGGAACGUGAUAAUGAUUAUAUUUAUAAUGAGAUCAUCCCACUGAAGACAUCAUUACCUGAAAUUAAAGCGAUGGAUGCAGUCAAGGUCAUCCCUAUUACAUCCAACGCUACAUUUAACCUGGUUAAUGAACACAAUUAUAAUAAUUUCUUUACGAAUGUUGUACCUGUCAAUAUUCAUGAAUUAAUGAGUUUCUAUUCUGAAGAAAAAUCUCAAUUUUUAAGAAAUGAAAUUGACCAAAAUGAUGUUGCUAAUGAAGAACUUAGUUCCGUAUUGGAAUGGCUCAAAAUGCCCAAAAGUUUAGUAAGCUUGAAAGAAGUAAUUAAUGGCGGUAAUUUUGGAUCAACUGAAUCCGGAGAAUCUUCCAAGGUUUCUAGUACUACUCUCUCGAAGGCGAAGGAAAUUGCUGAUUCUUUCAAUAAAGACAAUUCCAAUAAGCAACAAAUCAAAGAAUUAAGAGAUCAAAUAUUUUCUAUUAUUCAAGGCAGUACUGGGGGAAGUCAAGAUAUUAUUCAAUUGAAAACAAGUUUUAUUGAAGCCAGUAAUAGAGAUAAGAAUUUGUACAAUCUUGUACAAGAGAAUUUUGAUUUGUAUACUGUAUUGGGCAAAGGAAUCAAUUCAGCAGAAUUUAAGGGAUUGUUUGAAGUAAAACAAGAAAAGAAACCGAAUGAAAUGAGUUUGUUGGAUAUUGAUGAUUUCAAGGAAUCGUCAGAAGAAUCACUUAAUCGUAGAAUUAAGCUGAUUGAGGAUAUACUUCAUGAUUUGAAUAUUGUGAGAUCUGAUAGAGGUAAGUUAAUCGAGUCAUUGAAAAAGCAAAUUCAUCUGGAUGAUAUUUCUGAUAUUUUGAUCCUAAACACUAGGGUUAAGACUACUAAUGAGAUUAAAAAUAUAAUCUUCCCAGAGGAGAUGAAAAAGUUUAGAAGAUAUUCUACAGAUCUUGAUAAGCUAGUCAAGCAACAAAAGGAAUUUCUGGCAAGAUUAGAGACGGAAUGGAAGGUUUUAUCACAAGAUCCACAAGUUAGGGAAGUCCAAUCUUCAAAACGAUUCAAGGAUGAGCUUUUAAGAAGUCAAGAAGCGAAAAUUGAUCAAUUGUAUGACGGCUGGAAAAGAUAUACUGUUGGAUUAAGUAAGGGAGUAGAGUUUUAUCGAUCAUUGCUUCAAUUUGGAGAGAAUACAAAGAAAGAGAAGGAGGAUGCUAAUGCAUUAGUUGGAGGUUUGGCGGGAUUAGAAGUCAAUUCUCAUCCAAAGUAUGGCCAUGCUGUACAAACCCCGCAAUCUUCACAUGGUUCAAUUCUUCAGCAAAAUUCUUAUGGAUCGAUUCCACAACAAAAUUCUUAUUCAUCAAUUCCACAACAACACUCAUAUGGGACCAUUCCUCCACAACAAUCUUAUGGAUCACAAUCUCGUAUAUCUAAUCCACAGCAACAGUCAUACGGUCAGCCUACUCAUUCAUAUGGCGGUGCAACCAUAUUCCCAACGUCAAAUACAAAUCAACCCCCACAAUUGCCUCCACAAUUGCCGCCAAAAAUGCCCUCAUUUGGAAUCCAGGGUGGUCAAUAUGGACAGAAUGCACAAUAUUCAACUCCACAAAGUAUUCCACAUGUUAGUCAAGCACCCCAAGUUCAACAAAAUUUUCCUGAGAAGACUGGUCAAACUAGCAAGCCCCAGCUGGAUCUCAUUUAUGAUCAACCUUCAACGUACCAGCCUAACAUGUAUAACUUCUUCUCCAACAAUUAGUAUGCACACCUUAGAAUUCGAGCGAAACUGUCCUAACUCGCACAAAUUGGGAAAUAC